AUGACCACCUACUCGACCGACCCCGCCCUCUGGAUCUACACGUCCCUCACAGCCGGAUCCUCCCACAUUGUCACGGCCACCUCUCGUCUCGAGACCAUCCUGCGCGCCAACCGCAUCCCCUUCAAGGCUGUCGACAUUGCCACCGAUGAGAAGGCUCGUAUGCUAUGGGGCCGUCGUGCCGGCAAGGAUGAAUCUGGGAGGAAGCGCAAGAUGCCGGCCUUGGUUCAGGAGGGUCUCGUCCUAGGUGACAUUGUAGAGAUUGAAGACUGGAACGAACACGGCGAACUGAUGCAGCACGUCAAGAUUUACUACGACGAACACACCAUCCCAGACAUCCACAACAAGCACCCCCCCUCCAAGCUCCGAAAGCCGGUCAAGAAGAAGCCCGCUGCUCCUUCUGGUCCUGCUGCUGCCGCCGCUGCCGUUGGCUUGGAAGCCGCUGCAGCAUCCAAGUCGACCGAAGACGUCACUUCGACAUCGACCGCCACCCAGGGUACCCCUGCACCUCCGAACCCGCCCCCGGCUCCCGUGCCGGGUCAGACCAAGCCUACACCCAUCCCCACCACCAAGACAGAACCUGGUGCCGGUGCCCCCAAGGCCAAGGAGAUCAAGAAGGAGGAACCUAAGCCUCUGCAGUCCGUCGCCGAUGAGGCCGCCCAGAAGGCCAAGGAGCUCCGUCUCAAGAGCCUGCGUGAAAAGGUUCACGGCAAGAAGUCGGGCAGUACAUCUUCGACUGGGACUUUCGAAAAGGAGGAGGCUGAGGCCAAAUCCGAGGACAAGGCCGGGGGCAAGUCUGAGGGCAAGUCUGAAGAAAAGGCCGGGCUCAAGGAAGAGGCCAAGGAAGAUGGUGCCAAGAAGGAUACCAAGACUAAAGUCGUGGAAGGCAAGAAGGAUGAGGAUGUUGAUAAAGAUUCAGACGACGACAACGACGACGAUGACGACGACGACGACGACGGUGACGACAAGGACACCAAGGCAAAAGAUAGCAAGGCGGAAGCGGCCGACGACAGUGAUGACGACGACGAUGGCAGAGACAAACAAGAUGGAAAGAAAGCUGCUAAGAUAACCUCCACGGAAGAGGUCGCCAAGGAGAAUCCCGACGACCUCACAGCCAUCAGCAUGACAGGUCUGCAGUCCCCCACAACGGGAAAGUGGCGGCAAGACGACACUGACGAUACUACGAGUCACGUCCAGAGUCCUAGGACCGCGACGUGGAGGCUCCCCGUACGAACCAUGCCUCCCCCCUCGGCCGUCAAGCAAGAAGCCAGCAACAACGACGACGAUGAUGAAAGCGACGACGACAAGAAGGAGUCGAAAAAGACGGCUAGCAGCUGCUCCUCCUGUGCUUGUUGA
Geosmithia morbida is the source of this 1353-nucleotide messenger RNA. RefSeq names its product Leo1, Paf1 RNA polymerase II complex component,-like protein. NCBI's taxonomy places the organism in Eukaryota, Fungi, Ascomycota, Sordariomycetes, Hypocreales, Bionectriaceae. Bases 1 to 1353 code for a protein of 450 amino acids. The transcript is spliced from 2 exons. The record is from RefSeq and is a predicted model, not a curated record. Gene Ontology annotation, cellular component: cytoplasm.